This is a messenger RNA of Oncorhynchus masou masou (cherry salmon), 5855 nucleotides long. RefSeq names its product A-kinase anchor protein 11-like. Gene Ontology annotation, cellular component: cytoplasm. NCBI's taxonomy places the organism in Eukaryota, Metazoa, Chordata, Actinopteri, Salmoniformes, Salmonidae. The record is from RefSeq and is a predicted model, not a curated record. Gene Ontology annotation, molecular function: protein kinase A binding.
UGCUGAAGACACCCAGGCCUCACAAACAAUCUGUACUUGAUGUAGGCUAUUUUAUUUGACUGGAAUUUUGCUUAGCAUGGCAUCUUUUCUUAGAUAUGGCAUCACGCAAUCGACUACUCUGUGCUUCUCCAUCGCCGAGGGAAAGCAGAGCUCAGAGAGUGAUUACUACUGCCUGAAUCAGUCUUGUUUUCAUGGAAUGAACUGUCAGUCAGUGGAAUAUCAUCUCGCAUCUAGUCCAACACUUGCUAAAUGGUGAGUGGCUAGUCCGCCACACCCAGCCAGCGUUGCCAUGGACGCCUGUGCCCGUAUCCGAGGAGUUCCUCUCAGGACCAGAGCCUCCAUCAGGAAAGAGACAGUGCGUGACAGUGGGCCUCAGUGUGUGAAGAGCCUUCUGAGGAGCAGGAAGGAGCUGUGCAGCAUGGGACUGGAGCUACAGACCAGAGACACACCACGCCUGACUGAGAUCAAUUUUGUGUGUUUGCCUGGCCUCUCUGAAGGGGAGGAUCUAACUCUACAGGCCCUGUCGUCUCUCCCAGGGGACCUGGCGGAGCUCCUGACGUCUCCCCACGUUACCAGCCUGAGGAACGAAGAGGUGCUGCUGCUGAAGGACAGCAGGAAACCAGCCGACAGGAGGGACUCUACUACACAGCAGUGCUCGCUAAAGGCGGUGUGUGUUGUAAGGCACAGCUCCAGCCCGAGUCAGGCCAUUGUUGGUGUGUUGGUGGGCCUGCUGGGGCGUUAUGCUGCGGGGGUCCGUUAUGCCCUGGAGCUCCAGGCCCUCCACAGGGGCACGGCAGAACCCUGCCAGCCCGAGGACGAUGACACCAACCAGUCUGUGUCUUCCAUCGAAGAUGACUUUGUCACCGCUCUGGAACACCUAGAAGAGGAGGCCACUGGAGAGAAUAACAACGCCGAUGACUCUUAUCUCCAUGGAAACCACCGUGAUGUGGCCUCCCAGACAGUCCCUGCCCACAAGAGAGACAAGGACCUAUCAGGCUCCAGGAUCAUAAUCAGCUCUUCCCACAGGAUGUCCUCAACCAAUCGUAGGUCUCCUCCAGAGGUGUCCGUUACCGUACAGUGCUCCAGAAGGGCAGAUUCCCAGUGGACCCUCUGCAGCCCUAGAGCCCGGCUCCCCUCCCCCACACGUCCUGUCAGCGAAUCAGAGGAGUCGGACGGGUCCAGCCCUAGUCCAAUCAUCUUCCUAGAUGAGGUUGGCUACCAGAAAAGUCUCAAAGCGACACUGGACAUCCCUCAGAUCCCCGGGGGGCCGACGGACAGGGUGGAGGACUCUGACUCUGAGGUCAGCGAGUUCUUCGACAGCUUUGACCAGUUUGACGACCUAGACGAGCUGAGCUCAGAGAGCUGUACACUCACCUUGCCUUUAGACCCGACUUCCUCUGUUAUCAUUACCGGCCCAGACCAGAAGAAGAAGUACUCUGGUACUGGCAAGUCAGGGUCCAAGAAAGUGUCCCGAAGCUGUUCCACCAUGAACCCUCACCGGUUUGACCAGCGCACCCUCCCUGCGAAUGUGAAGAAGCCCACCCCACUCAGAAGUCCACUCCCCCUUGGCUCUCCGUAUGGAUCCCCUGACUCCCCCCGGCCGGCCCGGACCUCCUGUGAGGAAGGUGGAGGUCCUCUGUUCAGCCCCGUUAGCUCCUCAGCCUUCAGCCCACUCGGAGAUGGAGCUCUGGAUUACUUCUGGAAGACAGAGGGAGAUGAUUCAGAGCUAAAGAAACCCCAGGACCUGUGUUCCCUCUACAAGACUUACUCAGACUUUGCCAGCAGUCUGUCCAAGGAGAUCCUGGGCUCCGUGUGUGGAUACCAGUCUCCCGUGGACCUCAACGACAACAAGAACCUGAGCUGUGUCUGUCACAAGGAGUUCCAGAACCAGUCUGGACACGUCAUGAAGCUGUCUGAGAUCCAGGAGACUGUGACUGUCUCCAAGCUACAGCCUCUGAAGGAUGGCAUCCAGAGGUUCGCUACAGACUUGGUAGAGAUGAGUCUGGGCAGCGCUCUGAGAGACCUGCAGAAGGGAGUGUCCUCUUGCACCACCACCCUCUGCCACCUGGCUGCCAGACUCACCUCGUCUGUCUUCCAGAUGGCCUUCCAGGAGAUCGGCAUGCGCCGCGCCUUCGUCCUGAAGGAACGGGCCAUCAACGGGCUGGCUGGGUUCCUGGUGGGAGAGGCAGUGUCGGGCGCUCUGAAGGACUUCUUGACCGUGAAGAAGCAGAUGUUCAACAGCACCGUGACUCAGUUUGCCGCCGACCUGGCGGAGGAACUAGUGUAUGAGGGGAUGAUGGAAGUGUGUCAGUUCUCCCACCCCUCCACCCCCCUCACCCCCAGUGACUGGUCCUUCAGCGUGGGGGAGGAGGACGAUGAGGAGGUGGUGUCCUCCUAUGCCUCGGACCUCUCUGAGUCUGUCCUCCAGGAGGCCUUCAUCGAACUGUCCCAGGCUGACGUGGCCUUCACCACCCAAGCAGCCAUCAGUGUCUCUCUGGACAACAUAUUCAACGUCAGCACUGACGAAACACACACUACCUGCAGUACUGCUGCUGACCACAAGCCUAACCCUGCCGAGGAAGACCCAGGUCCAUCAGGGGAGGAUGGCUGUACUGUGAAGAAGGCUCUGUUCUGUGUGUCUGGGAUGGCCAGCUGUGUACCUGUCCCCCAGGCAGGCCAGGCCCUCUUUCACGACUCAGAAGAGAUCUGCCAGUGUAAGAUCAGCCUGGCCCACACCUCCCAGAACAGCCCCAAGAGGAGCUGCAGCUCAGAGAGCAGAAUGGUGACCACAGCCGCCUCUGAUGCUACUGCUGCCACACAGACUGACCUGCUGCCAAAGACCCCCUUUCACAACUUCUCUGGCAACAUGGUGGAUAUGAUAGUGAGUGAAGCGUGUGAGCUGAUGACUGCCACAAAGAUGAAGAAGAAGGUGGAGGACUGUGCUGACUUCCUUUCUAAAGCCAUUGUUGGUCGGGGACCUCCAUCCAGACAGGAGGGUACUGUUACUGACCAGACCUCCCACUCCUCUCUCCAUCCUCAUUCUCAGAACCCAGGGAGAGUGACCUGUGAGUCAGGCUCCAGGACCAGCAGAGCUGUCUCAGAGACCCGGCCUGUGAUGAUGAAGGACACUCCAGAGAUUCCAGGGUUGGAGAUGGACGGCCGGGAAGGCAGGAAGAUGGCCUCCGGUGAGGAGAUGGUUCCCGGCACUGGUUGCAAGUCCAGCGGGACCCCUGGUACGCCCCCCACCCCCCAGCAUCCCAACAAGGUGUCCCAGGAGAAGCAGAUCAAGCGGUUCUCCAAGAAGCUGAAAGGCAAACUGGCCAAGGAGUUCUCUCCUGCCACCCCACCUCCCACCCCACACUACCAGCCAGGGCCUGAGCCCAAGGAGUCUCCCUCUGAGAUGGACAAGGCUGACUUCAUGCUCAAACUGAUGAGGUCUCUGUCUGAGGAGGCAGACGGGAACGAGGAAGAGGAGGGUGGAGUAGAAGGGCUUAACUCUGGAACCGAGACAGGAAACUGUCCGCAGCCAGAACUCAACCUAUUGGUUGGAGGACACAAGAUGGCCGACAAGGGAGCCCUCCAUUAUGCAGAGCGCCUGGCGUGCCACAUCGUCUCCAUGGCGACAGAGAUGGACACCCUGGGAGUAGUGGAGGAUAGAGGUAGCAGGACGGUGGAGGAGAGAAGAGACAGCGUGGCCCAGUUCUCGGAGCAGACCCUGAACACGCUGUGGAUCUACGCUGGCGAGGUGGCGGGAGAGGUGAUCAGUGACGUGAAGAGGAUAAUGGGGUCAGGACAGUGUCGUCAAAGAUCAGUCAAACGAGCCAGCCAGGACUGGUCAGGGGAAUGCCCUCACCACCACAACCAACUCCAGCCCAGUGAACACAGCAGGGGGUGCAGAGUGGGUCAUCUGGCUGAACAGUGGUCUGGUGACCUCCUCUCCUCUGUCCUCCACCCGUCAAUUUCCACAUCUACUGCCAGCUCUGGCCUGUCCUCUGACUACCCCAGCUGUGAAAGUGUGACAGAUGAGUAUGCUGGCUACCUCAUCAGGCUGCUGAAGAAAGAGGGAGGCAGCAGGGAGCUGGUCCUGGAUCAGUAUGCCAGCCGUCUGGCCUAUCGCUCCAUCAAACUGGGCCUGGCCCAUGCUGCCCGCAACAUGAAGAAGAGACCCUCCUCCUCCAGGCACCACUCCUCCAGGAGGCUCCACCAGGAUGGCUGCAGGGGGCCCAACGCUGAGCUGUCUGUGCCCAGGGACGAAGCAGGGAGAGUGGGAUCUCCUUCCAGCGACUCUGAUGAUGGGAGCCAGAGGGAGUACAUAGAGCUGGUGAACUUCGCAGAGUCAUUGGCGUACAACAUCACCUGUGACGUCACACGCAAACUCUGUGUGUCGUCAGACCGACUACCCAAGUCCCUGACUGACUCGUGUCUGUAUCAGAAAUUCAAGCUGGAGGACAUGGCAGAGAACCUGAUCAGGAACUCCUUUUCAUGCCCCCUGCUGGCCAAUGAGGGAAAGGGCAGGCAGUUCCACAGCACAGGCUGCCUGGACGACGGAGGCUACAGCAGUGGAGUCAUGCAGGUCAUGGAGCACUAUGCCAGGAAGAUAGUGGACGACACGCUGGAGAUGGGCCUGGCCUCGGCCGGACACCCAGCCCAACAGGGUCCAGACAGACACGCCCACUCUGAGAGACCGUCUGAGGGGGGAGCAGUGGGCUCUGUGCUGGGGGAGACAACCUGCCGAUACUGCCAGGUCAUCGAGUGUCCGUUCUGCUCGUGGCCUAGCAGGCAGUACAUCCUUGGGGCAGGAGCAGGCCAGAGGAGGAGGCCAGACGGGGAGGUGGGGGUGUGUGGCCUGGACAUCCCUGAGAUCCACAUCGAUCUGGACCACAGGGCAGUGUUGGCAGAGGAGAUUGUCACUACGGCAAUGGAGGGGGCGAAACGAGAGCUGAGCAACACCAGCCUGAAUGCUGACAGCGGGAUCGGACACGACGGGCCAAGCUUUGCCGAGAGUCUGACCGCAGAGAUCAUGACGUCCGCGCUGUCCAACGCAUGCCAGACUGCCAACCUCAGCUCUCCAGGCAGGGAGGCCACAGAGUCCACGGUGUCCCAGCAGCUCAGUCUGAGUGUGGGAGAUGACAGUCUGGGCAGCUGGUCCAAUGUUAGCUUUGAGGACGAGCACCCCGACGAGACCAGCAGCUUCCUGCACCUCAGCGACAGCAAUGGGAACAGCAGUAGUUGGAGCAGCCUGGGGUUAGAGGGAGAGAUGUAUGAGGAGCACCUGUCCUUCUCUCCUUCCGACAGCGACUGCACUGAGGACAAGGAGCUUGAGACCAAGGAUGAAUCCUGCGGUUCUGUGCGUGUGGACCGGGUUCAGGCUCAGGCUCAUAGGCUCCUCCUGGUGGUCAACUCGGAGCUCAGGGAGAUUACCUCUGACCCACAGCACAUGACCUUUGACCCCCAGCUCAGGAGCAUGCUGCAGUGGGCGGCGGCCUCCAUUGCAGACCUGCCAAUGGUUCAGCUGGGUCAUAGUGGCAGCUGGGACCUGCAGCAGCUGCCUGCGGUGGUCCAGAGGCUGAAGGAGAGGGAGUGGAGGGUGGGAGAGCUGCUCCAGGCCCUGCUGCGCUACUGUGAGGAAACCUUCACUCCACCCCAGUCUGAACCCAGAGAGGAGACACCCCAGGCGGGGAGAGCACUCCACCACACUCCCCUCUUCCAGUGGCUCCUGGAGCACACCUAGGCUGACUUCACUUACCCUCACCUCUCGCUCCUCUCUCCUCUCUCCUCUCCUCUCCUCUCCUCUCCUCUCCUCUCCCCUCCCUCCUCACCUCUCACCUCCCUCCUCACCUCUCACCCCUCUCCCC